CUGGGCGCCGGAAGCCCUUCCCGUGCCGUAAAACGACAGCGGCUCACUUCGUUUUGGAUUUCUCUUCCUCCUCUGCUUCUUGUUGCCCCCUUCCUCUUCUCUUCUUGCCGCGCGCUCUACCAUUCUUUGGAUUGGAGAGGCAAAGAACCCGCCUUUGGUGUCCUCUCGCCGCCGGCGCACGCCCAUUCUUGGCCUCCUGCCGUUUGGCCUCCUGCCGAUUGAUAAGAGGGGAAGACGAAGAGCCUCCCUGCGCCUCUCUGUUCUUGGCUGCGUGUAGCGAUUGAUUGGUAUUCUCUCCUCCUCCUCCUCGCCGUUGGAGUCUGUGGGGGCGCAUUGCCCGCCGGGAGAGAUGGAGGCGGAGGCGGAGGCGCCAUUGCUCAAGGGGGAGAACCACCCGGGUUGCCCCGGCUGUGCCUACGACCGCAAGAAGGAGCUCUACAGGGGAUUGCCUUACAAGGAGUUCCUCUAUCUCUGGAUGAUCUGUCUCACCGCCGCUUUACCGAUAUCAUCAUUGUUCCCUUUCUUGUACUUCAUGAUAAGAGACUUGCAUGUUGCAAAAAGAACAGAAGACAUUGGGUUCUAUGCUGGCUUUGUGGGUGCUUCUUUUAUGUUUGGCCGAUGUUUGACUUCAACUGCUUGGGGGAUCGCAGCAGAUCGUAUUGGGAGGAAACCAGUUGUUGUGUUUGGCAUUUUCGCCGUGGUCAUCUUUAAUACUUUAUUUGGGCUUAGUGUCACCUAUUCGAUGGCAAUAGCUACGAGAUUUCUUCUUGGUGCUUUAAAUGGUUUGCUUGGGCCAAUAAAGGCUUAUGCUAUUGAAGUUUGCCGACCUGAACAUGAAGCUCUUGCGUUGUCACUUGUUAGCACAGCAUGGGGAAUAGGUCUCAUCAUUGGCCCAGCUCUUGGAGGCUACCUUUCACAGCCUGCAGAGAAUUUUCCAAAUGUCUUUUCACCUGACUCACUCUUUGCAAGGUUCCCAUAUUUCUUACCAUGCUUAUGCAUAUCAGUCUUUGCUGCUGUUGUUCUCGUAGGCUGCAUAUGGAUGCCGGAGACAUUACACAAGCAUAAAGCUGAUGUAAAUAGAUAUGAAACCGUUGAAUCUUUGGAGAGCGAUUUUAUUGAUCUGAAAGGAAAGGCUGAGCAAAAUGGUACAUUGAACAACAAGAAGAGCUUAUUGAGUAAUUGGCCAUUGAUGUCAUCCAUAAUUCUCUACUGUGUCUUUUCCUUUCACGAUAUGGCUUAUACAGAGAUAUUCUCUCUAUGGGCAGAAAGUGACAGGAAGUACGGUGGGCUGAGUUUGUCAUCUGAGGAUGUGGGUCAAGUGCUUGCAAUCACGGGUGCCAGUCUUCUUGUGUAUCAACUCUUCAUUUAUCCUCGCAUUAAUAAGGUUCUAGGACAUAUUAAGGCUUCUCGAAUUGCAGCUAUUGCGUGCAUACCUAUUCUAUUCACAUACCCAUAUAUGACAUACCUAUCAGGACCUGGACUAUCAACCGUACUGAACAUUGCAUCAGUUAUAAAAAAUAAUCUUUCUGUUACCAUCAUUACAGGAUGUUUCAUCCUACAAAAUAAUGCUGUGCCUCAAGACCAACGAGGGGCUGCCAAUGGCUUGGCAAUGACAGGAAUGUCCCUUUUCAAGGCAGUGGCUCCAGCAGGGGCAGGCAUUGUGUUUUCGUGGGCACAAAAACGCCAGGACGCCUCCUUCCUUCCUGGUGAUCAGAUGGUGUUCUUUCUUCUGAACGUCUUUGAGUUCCUCGGACUUAUCCUCACUUUCAAACCCUUUCUGGCCUUUCCAGAACAGCAAGAUACAAAUUAGAUAUUCAGUUAUACUAGCACAGAUUUAGAUUCUUCAGAUGUUGGUAAUUCAUGAGCCCUGCACCCGGCUGAGUGGCGAAGGCAUAAGCAUGCCUUUCAUAAUGUUCAUGUGGAGUCGCAGGAGCAACACAAGGGAGGGUUGAUCAUUCCUGAUGCUUGUAUAGUAUGUGCCAUAGAUGCUUGUAUAAUGGAAGGAAUAUAUAUAGUUGGUGUAAAUGGUGGCCAAAUCAAUGGUUAGCUUUUUCAUGUCUAGCUCACAUGCCGACUCCCAUGACAUUGUAACUAAGUACUGUAAUCCGCUAUGUGCAUCUUAGUUAUGUACUAGUUACUUAGUUCUAAUAAAGCUUCCAAUCUAAAAAAAACAAAGUAUUGUAAAACUCUUUAUAUCUGGAGUACUGCAUCGCUAUUAU
Molecule: messenger RNA, 2219 nt
Organism: Oryza brachyantha (malo sina)
Lineage: Eukaryota; Viridiplantae; Streptophyta; Magnoliopsida; Poales; Poaceae
Product: protein ZINC INDUCED FACILITATOR-LIKE 1
Exons: 17
Coding region: 350-1810 (486 amino acids)
Biological process (GO): transmembrane transport
Molecular function (GO): transmembrane transporter activity
Source: RefSeq, a predicted model, not a curated record